Staurois parvus is the source of this 314-nucleotide messenger RNA. The record is from the annotation of a GenBank genome assembly. Lineage: Eukaryota; Metazoa; Chordata; Amphibia; Anura; Ranidae.
AUGUUUGAUCCUGUCUUCUCUGAUCCUCCCCUUCUUCUUCUGUUCCCAAUACAGCUGCUGAUAGAACAAAGCCUUGGGGGCAAACUGCACACCCUCAAGUUUGUUUUUCUUGGGAAAGUGCAUAUGAUCAGCACAGGGCCAAUCAGCACUGUCCGGAUAGAGGGCCAGGGGUUAUGCAGCUUCAUAGGACAGUCAGAGCAGAAUGAAAACCCCUCCUACAAGAUUUAACCAGUGUUCUGCUGGACACUGAUAGAUGUGUUAAGACUGCUCUAACUGCUGAUGAGAAAAUAUAUUUAGCAGCUUAUAUUUACUAA